This is a messenger RNA of Benincasa hispida (wax gourd), 1996 nucleotides long. The record is from RefSeq and is a predicted model, not a curated record. Lineage: Eukaryota; Viridiplantae; Streptophyta; Magnoliopsida; Cucurbitales; Cucurbitaceae.
AAAGAAAAGAGGGAAACCAGCUCCGUCAUCUUCUUCCUCUUGCCCAUCUGCCCUCUGUCUUGUUCGUCGGCGACUACACCACAAACCCACGAGCAGCAGCGUCGACCACUGACUCCGACGACCAGUCCUCGCGUGUCAGACGAUUCAGACCGACGUGCUCUUGCUGCACGUUCGACAGCUGACACUCACUUCGAACAAGUUCCGUUUGAGUCCACCAACUGUAUUGAAAAAUACGGGCUGUUACAAAUCCACCAACUUUGUGAAGGUUCAAUGUCCAAUUCAUCAUUUCCAAGUUCUACACGAAUGGUUGAGCAAUAGCAUGCUAUUGAAACCUCCAAAACCCUCGAUUUUAAUUGCUCAAUUAGCCCAAAUCCACACCAACCUCCUCAUAAAUCCAAAACCCCACAUUCUUAACCCUUUGCUCGGUUCUUUGGUAAACUCCGUCUCCCCUGAAAAUGGCCUCUUCCUCUACAACCAAAUGCUUCGCUACCCAUCUUCCCACAACCAUUUCACCUUCACUUACGCCCUCAAAGCCUGUUGUUUCCUCCAUGAAACCCAAAAGGGCCUCGAAAUCCAUGCCCAUCUCAUCAAAUCAGGUCACCUUUCUGACAUCUUCCUCCAAAAUUCUCUGCUCCAUUUCUACAUUCUCGAUGGGGAUGUUCCUUCUGCUUCUCGAAUCUUUGAUUCCAUCCCUGACCCAGAUGUUAUUUCGUGGACUUCGAUCAUUUCGGGUCUUUCCAAGCUGGGUUUUGAAAAAGAAGCUCUGGGUAAGUUCUUGUCCAUGAAUGUGAGGCCUAAUUCUACUACUCUUGUUACUGCUUUAUCUGCUUGUUCUAGUCUUAGAUGUCUCAAGCUUGGGAAAGCUAUACAUGGGCUUAGAUUGAGGAGUUUGAAUGAGGAAAAUGUUAGUUUGGACAAUGCCCUGCUUGAUUUUUAUGUUAGAUGUGGGUAUUUGAGGAGUGCAGAGUACCUGUUUGAUGAAAUGCCUAAAAGAGAUGUAGUGUCUUGGACUACGAUGAUUGGGGGCUAUGCACAGAGAGGAUUGUGUGAAGAGGCUGUGAGGGUAUUUCAAAACAUGGUUCAUGUGGGAGAGGCUAUCCCCAAUGAGGCCACUCUAAUUAAUGUAUUGUCUGCAUGUUCUUCCAUUUCUGCUCUGCAUUUAGGUCAAUGGGUGCAUUCUUAUAUCAACUCUAGGCAUGAUGUGAUAAUUGAUGGAAAUGUCGGAAAUGCUUUGAUUAACAUGUAUGUCAAAUGUGGCAACAUGGAAAUGGCAAUUUUGAUCUUCAAAGCUAUUGAGCACAAGGACAUCAUAUCAUGGAGUACAAUCAUUAGUGGGUUAGCCAUGAAUGGCUUAGGAAAUCAAGCUUUUGGUCUCUUCUCACUCAUGUUAGUUCAUGGCAUUUCACCAGAUGACAUAACAUUUCUUAGCUUGUUAUCUGCUUGCAGCCAUGGUGGGUUGAUCAAUCAAGGCUUGAUGGUGUUUGAAGCCAUGAAAGAUGUUUAUAAUAUUUCACCUCAAAUGAGGCAUUAUGCUUGUAUGGUGGACUUGUAUGGAAAGGCUGGGCUUUUGGAUGAAGCAGAGGCAUUCAUAAAGGAGAUGCCUAUGGAAGCAGAAGGCUCAGUUUGGGGAGCUUUGCUUCAUGCUUGUCAAAUUCAUGGGAACGAGAAGAAGUAUGAGAAAGUUAAGGAAUGGCUGCUUGGAAGCAAAGGGGUAACAGUGGGAACUUUUGCUUUGUUAUCAAAUACUUAUGCUAGUUGUGAUAGAUGGAAUGAUGCUAAUGAAGUUCGAGAUACCAUGAGAAGUAAAGGGUUGAAGAAAAUGGCUGGAUGUAGUUGGAUUGAAUUGGUUGAUUCAUCGAAUUCUUUAGGUUAAAUAUGCGGCAGAGAUGCAGUAAGAUGUUGAAAAGUUAUGUUUUCAGUUAAAUUGCAUCUCUCAUAAUUGUAUUUUACCAUUGAAAAUUUUGAAGUAUGUUUAUAAAUCUUGAAUUAUUAUUAA